Messenger RNA from Microdochium trichocladiopsis, 1604 nucleotides. RefSeq lists its product as uncharacterized. NCBI's taxonomy places the organism in Eukaryota, Fungi, Ascomycota, Sordariomycetes, Xylariales, Microdochiaceae. Bases 250 to 1443 code for a protein of 397 amino acids. The record is from RefSeq and is a predicted model, not a curated record. The transcript has 2 exons.
CUCACUCCGCCGGCCGAGUCCGUCCUGUCUUUAUUCCCAGCCAAAGCAUCCAAGCAGUCUUGCUUCCUGCCGACCUGGAAACCCACCUUCUUUAUUCUCCUCUGGUAGAAGAAACAGCACACAACAGUGUCUUGCACCAUUGCACAAAGUUCGCCUUGUCCCAUCUUUCAGGUGCUCUGGUAUCACCUCACGCAUAAGCUCUUCUCUCUGCUAUAGACAGCCCAAGAUACCCUUUGACGAUCAUUCAUCAUGAAGACCGCCAGCAUCCUCAGCACCUUUGCCGCCGUGGCCGCGGCUUCCCACGACUCCUCUACCUUCGCUGUCCUGCGCUUCAAUGGCCAGAAGCCUCUGACUGAGGGCCGCAUGGACCCCAUUGUCAACCCCGGCACUGCCUCGAAGCACUACCACAUGAUCCAGGGUGGUGAUGCCUUCUCUCUCAACGUCGAGGGCGACCAGCUGCUCAAGAACGGCAAGUGCACCACUGCCAAGAUCGCCCGCGACUUCAGCAACUACUGGGUCCCCCAGCUUUUCUUCGCCAAGGACGGCAACUACCAGAAGGUCCCGGUGUUCUACAUGAACGUCUACUACUUCUUCCAGAAGACCCACGACGACUUGGUCGCCUUCCCUCCUGGCCUCAAGAUCCUCGUCGGUGACGCUGACAAGCGCACUCCUCCCGCUGGCUCAGGCGUCCAGCUCAACCCUGACCAGCCUGGCUUCAACAACAUCCAGUUCACUUGCCCUGCCUCGGACUACAACGUCCCCGCCUAUCCUCCGGGAUCAGACGGCAGCACUGCUGGUAUCCAGGACCCCCAGAACAAGGGCGCCGGUGUUGGCUUCCCCACCAAGAAGUGCAACGGUUAUGCUUCGCCUCUCCGCCAGGAUCUCCACUUCCCCUCUUGCUACAACCCCAAGGCUGGCCUCGAUGACUACAAGAACAACAUGGCUUGGCCCAAGGAUGCUGGCAACGGCUACAUGGACUGCCCUGAGGGUUACAUCCACGUGCCCCACCUCUUCUACGAGGUCUACUGGAACACCCCCGAGUUCGAUGACCAGUGGACUGAGGAUGGCAAGACCCAGCCCUUUGUCUUCUCCAACGGUGACACAACUGGCUUCAGCUCCCACGCCGAUUUCGUCUCCGGCUGGGACACCAACACCCUCCAGGCCAUCAUCGACACUUGCGACGCUGGCACGCGCGGCAUGGACACUUGCCCUCAGAUUCCCGGCGGCCUCAGCACCGACAACAGCUGCAACAUUGCGCCUCAGAUUGUCGAGCCGGUCAACUACCUCACUUCCUCCCUGUUCCAGAAGUUCAGCGCCCUUCCCAACAACCUCUCACUUUCUGGCUGGUCCUUUGGCGCCGGCUCCUCAGCGUCGCGCCGCCCAGCACGGCCACAUUGCCCGCCACAAGCACAACGGCUUUGCCGCUCGCCGCUAAAUGGCUGAUGUGCCCGCACUGGCCCAGACGGUCUCAAUGGCCCGCCUUCUUUUGAGGCCAUAGGAUCCGUCGAGGGUUGCCAAUCUUACCAUUCUUGUACACAUACUUUUUAGACAAAGGGGUUCUGUUCACAAUUAGGGAAGGGGGCGUCUUCACAUUUGGGAGGCCA